Messenger RNA from Mesorhabditis belari, 237 nucleotides. The record is from the annotation of a GenBank genome assembly. Lineage: Eukaryota; Metazoa; Nematoda; Chromadorea; Rhabditida; Rhabditidae.
AUGGAAACUUCAACAUCAUUAGUUUCUUGUGUUGGAACCUAUCGAUAUAUGAGCCCUGAAGUUUAUGGAUAUCCGCCAAGAGGACCACGUCAAAAACCAACUGCUCAAAUCGAUGUGUAUUCGGCUGGAUUGGUUUUAUGGGAAAUCGUUGAGAGAAGGUUGGUUCACUCUAAAUUCGGUCCGACAAACUUUAAUCACCCACUUUCUUCCACGAUUUCUGGAAUGGUCUUUAUGAGU